AUGGCAGUUGGGGGUGGAACCAGCAGCAGUAGCGGCGUGUUGGCGCCGUCGAUGGCGGGCGGGCAGAUCAUUCAGUUGUGCUCCCGCCUUGUUGUUGGUGUGCGGCUGCAUGGCACUCUUGUCGCCGCUCACCCGCGCAAUCCUGGCCAUCUGAAGUGUCGCCCAUUCCUGUGCUACUUCGCCGAGACGCUGCGCCGCCUCCGCUGUGAUGUGACGCUCUUCACCCCGAUUGCAUCACGCACGGGCACGCAGCAGCUCAGCGCGCACGAGUUCCCGUGCCCGUACCGCGCUGUGUGUGAUCCCACGUCGGGGGUGAGCGGCGGCGGCGGCAGUGGGCCUGGCGGGCGGCGGCGUAGUGAGGCGUCACGGAGCAAUUUCCAGGACUACAUGUAUGACAUUGCGGCGGAUCUGCAGACCUCACCGCGUCGCAUUCUGUUCAUUGACUCGGAAAUUAAUUAUCGCUUCUCCCCUGUGCAGACGCUCGUUGUGGAGGCCUUCCAGCCGCAGCGCGUUCGACAGCAGGAGCGACCGCGACUGUCCCGUGCGGAUGAGGUGGCAGCAGAGGAGGCUCGGCGUGCGCGACAGCACGCGGCGGUGUUGGAGGGCGAGUACGCAUGGACGCAGGGGCAACGCGGGCAAACACAGCAGCAGCAGCACGAGCGUCACCACUGCACGCCGUUUUCGUCGGAACUUUGCGGAGACUUGCCGCAGUCUUCAUCCGUCAGCAAUAAAAGCAGAAGCAGCGACAAUGAUAGUGCGGGCGCCGUGCGAGCGGCGGCGCUCGCCAUCAAUCGUGAGGACUUCACGCUGGUUGCAUUGGCUGGCAUGCUCGUCGAGCUCGCAGCGGCGGAGGUUGCGGUUGCCGAUUAUUUACGUGUGGAGCCGCUGGUGGAGAAGCUGACGGUGCCGUUUCACGGCGCGGUGAACUACCUGCCGGCGGAGAACUGCGACGACAUGGAGCAGUGGGACUGGGACGCGGUGGAGGUGCGAGAGGCGAAGCGAGCAGAGGCGGCCGCCGCGGUGCCAGAGGUGGAGGAGCGCGAGGAGCACCACAACUUGUUCAAGUGA
Messenger RNA from Trypanosoma grayi, 1068 nucleotides. RefSeq lists its product as hypothetical. The transcript has a single exon. Bases 1 to 1068 code for a protein of 355 amino acids. The record is from RefSeq and is a predicted model, not a curated record. NCBI's taxonomy places the organism in Eukaryota, Euglenozoa, Kinetoplastea, Trypanosomatida, Trypanosomatidae.